This is a messenger RNA of Cryptococcus amylolentus CBS 6039, 498 nucleotides long. RefSeq lists its product as hypothetical. Gene Ontology annotation, cellular component: ribosome. Gene Ontology annotation, molecular function: structural constituent of ribosome. NCBI's taxonomy places the organism in Eukaryota, Fungi, Basidiomycota, Tremellomycetes, Tremellales, Cryptococcaceae. Bases 1 to 498 code for a protein of 165 amino acids. Gene Ontology annotation, biological process: translation. The transcript has a single exon. The record is from RefSeq and is a predicted model, not a curated record.
AUGUCUCGAUUAGGCUCCCUGCCGGCCAACCUCUGCGCCCACCUCCAAAACACCUCGCGCGCAUUCCACCCUCGCACAGCCGUCCCCUACACCUCCUCCUCCCUUGCCAUCUCCUCCAUCCUCCUCCGCUCUGGACUGGUUUCCAACGUAUCUUUGGGCUCCCCAGAAGGCCCCGAUCCCAAAAACUUUGAGGCUUUGCCCGUACCAGCAAAGAAGCUUUGGAUAGGGCUGAAGCACCGGGAUGGGCAACCGGUCUUGAGGAGGAUGGGCUUGGUGUCAAAGUCGUCAUUCAGAGUGGUAGUCUCGAGGGAAGAGCUGGGAAGAUUAUUGGUGGGAAAGAGAGCGAGGAAUGUGCCGGGUGUGGGCUUGGGAGAGAUCUUGAUAGUCAGGACGGCAGAGGACAAGAGGGAAGGCAGGACUGGCGUAAACAGAUAUAUGGAAGGCUGGGAAGCAUGGAGAGCUGGUCUUGGAGGAGAAGUGCUUUGUCGCGUGGCUUAG